UUUGUUCAGACAAUUAGUUUGGUGUCAAAUCAGUAGCCGAUCCAUGUCUUCAGGCAAACCAUGGGUGGUGUUUGUAUUGGGCGGACCCGGAGCUGGAAAGGGUACCCAAUGUCACCUAAUCUGUAAGGAGUUCGGUUUCACUCACUUGAGUGCCGGCGACCUCUUGAGAGCCGAACGAAACACCGAAGGAUCACAAUUUGGGGAACUCAUCGAAACCCAUAUCCGGAACGGGACUAUAGUUCCCGUUGAGAUCACUUGCAAACUCUUGGAGAGCGCGAUGCAGAAGAGCUCAUCCGCUCAACACAACGGCGGCGCCGGCGACGAGCCGUCCGACGGAAGGGUUGGCAAGUUCUUGAUCGACGGCUUUCCCCGAAACCAAAACAAUUUGGACGGAUGGCAGACAGAGAUGACACACAAAGUAGAUCUCAAGUUUGUCCUCUUCUUCGACUGUCCGCGCGAUGUAUGCGUUCAGCGAUGUCUGAAACGAGGAGAGGCUGGCAGUGGUCGCAGCGAUGACAACGCCGAGAGUCUCAACAAACGGAUCAAUACAUAUUUGACGGACACUUUGCCGAUCAUCGAGUAUUACGGCCACUCAUCUCUGGUCCGCAAAGUGAACGCAAACCUUCCUCCGGACCAAGUCUUUGAAAACGUGCGGCAAAUAUUUGACGCAUUGAAGUGACGCCAAAAACUAGUGA
This is a messenger RNA of Medioppia subpectinata, 695 nucleotides long. The record is from the annotation of a GenBank genome assembly. Lineage: Eukaryota; Metazoa; Arthropoda; Arachnida; Sarcoptiformes; Oppiidae.